AUGUGUAAAGUGUGGAAGUCUGGGAUAAGACCGUGCUUGCCCUUAGGAGUAGCAGUCAGAUUUGGAGGAGCUAGUCAAGAUGAGAGAUAUGCUUUCAUCGCUGAAUGGUAUGACCCAAGUGCUUCACUCUUUCGGCGUUAUGAACUUCUGUAUUAUCCGAAAGAUUCAUCAAUUGAAAUGUACGAUGUGAAGAACCGUCGCACGUUUCUGAGGCGCACCAAGUACGAGAGCUUGCACCUCGAGGAUCUCUAUGUGGGCAGCAAGGUCACCGUGUUCUCCCGACACCUCACCAUAGUGGACUACGGCAAUCUGUACACGUCCCGCAAGCUUGGGAGCCGCAAAGAGAGAACGCUGGCUUUGAUUAAACCUGAUGGAAUGCGUAAAAUUGGAGAAUUAUUUGAUAUCAUUAUUAAUGCAGGAUUGACAAUAACUAAGGCCAAAAUGAUGCUGCUUUCAAGAAAAGAAGCAGCUGAUUUCUAUGCUGAUCAUCGAGCAAAACCUUAUUAUCAUGAGCUUCUCCAGUUAAUAAUGAGUGGCCCCAUCCUGGCUAUGGAGCUCUUAGGAGAUGAUGCAGUGAGUAAGUGGAGAGCAAUGGUGGGGCCAGCAAACCCUACAGCGACUGAGAGUGAUACACUGGACAGCAUCUCAGAAAGCUUUGGACAUAUUGGCCUCAGAGAUGCAGCUCAUGGCCCAGAUUCAGUUGCUUCAGCUGCUAAAGAGCUGGAGUUGUUCUUUCCCUCCAGUGGAGGUCGUGGACCAGUCAGCAGUGCAAAAUUCACAAACUGUACUUGUUGCAUUAUUAAGCCUCAUGCUGUUAAUGAAGGUAAGCAAUGCAGAUAGCAGACGAGAAAGCAG
This is a messenger RNA of Cyanistes caeruleus (blue tit), 855 nucleotides long. The record is from RefSeq and is a predicted model, not a curated record. NCBI's taxonomy places the organism in Eukaryota, Metazoa, Chordata, Aves, Passeriformes, Paridae.